This is a messenger RNA of Huiozyma naganishii CBS 8797, 1788 nucleotides long. RefSeq names its product ATP-dependent DNA helicase YKU80 (gene YKU80). Gene Ontology annotation, biological process: DNA recombination; cellular response to gamma radiation; telomere maintenance. Lineage: Eukaryota; Fungi; Ascomycota; Saccharomycetes; Saccharomycetales; Saccharomycetaceae. Bases 1 to 1788 code for a protein of 595 amino acids. Gene Ontology annotation, molecular function: double-stranded DNA binding; damaged DNA binding; telomeric repeat DNA binding. The record is from RefSeq and is a predicted model, not a curated record. The transcript has a single exon. Gene Ontology annotation, cellular component: Ku70:Ku80 complex; nucleus.
AUGUCUGAGUGUACUGCGUUUGUAGUGGUACCCUGUGGUACACUUGUUGCUGAGCCUGAUGCAUUGGCGAAAGUGAUUGCCUACUUGGAGUAUACUCUGUUGGCGAAGUGCAAGAAACAGAGGAAGACCGAUUAUGCCAGCUGUUACCUGGCGUCAAGUACCGUGGAGACUUUACUGCCCUGGGUUGCACCCGUAACGUCCAAACAUAUUGCACAGACCGUGACUGCUCUCAAUGAUGGAGGGGAGCAGAGCAGUGAUGGUGGGUUGGAGGCCCUGGCAUUAGCAUUGAAUAAGAUAAGGGAGAGGUUCCCCAAGACAAGAAACCGUGCAAUGCUUAGGAACAUCGUCGUGUUUGCGGAUCCGGACGCCUGGGGGAAGUGGGGGGGUGACUACCUUGAACUGUGGAGGCAGAUCAGAGACGAUUUGGAACAGGAUUCAGUAAGAUUAGUGCUCUUAGACUGUGGUGAGGGGACAUUCUCCCCCCCCUCACCUCCCCUUCGUCGUUUGAUACAUACCAUCUACACAAGACUCAUCGAGGAUACACUCGGUUUCAACCCUGCAAGUGUGAAGCCAGUGAGAGUGUUCUCUGGAGUGUUGCGUUUGGGGGCUACAUUGGAUACCAUAGUGGGGAAGCAGGAGGAGGAUGCCCAGUCAGUGUUUGAAGACCCGCUCUCUCUAGCGAUCAGCGUGGAGGGGUUCCCCGCCACCAAGACUGUCCAGGGGCUCAACAGGAAGACCAUGGUCAAGACAACAACAGAGGACGCGUCCUUCGAGUACGUCCCAGUGAAGUCAGUGAUAGAGUACACCACGAAGGAGGAAAGUGGCAGAGGUGCCGUCUCAGUGUCCUCACAGAACGUUACAAAGGCAUACAGGUACGGUGCAGACUACGUAGUGCUCCCAGAUACAAUCGUCGACAGGUCAGUGUACCGCACUGGCGGACCUGCAGCGAUCGAUAUCCGUGGGUUUAUGGAUGUGACCGCCCUGCCGAGACAUUACCUCCACUCAGAAUCCAUCUUUAUCCUACCGGACAGUAGGACAGGUGGUGUAGCCGAUGAGACUACUUUCCACGUCCUCGUGGACGCAAUGUUGCAAGCUGGCAAACUAGCAAUCGCAAGGUACGUCAACAGGGACCGUGGCAGCGACGUCCAGAUGUGCGCACUCGUGGCACUCGUCACCUCGACACAGCACUCUAGUGGAAGCACCCUCGUCCUCACCAGACUCCCCUUCGCAGAGGACCAACGCAACAGCUUGUUCCCACCGUUGACCCCGAAACUGCCCGACGAUGCAGACUCGAUGGAAACAGAUGCGCUCAUGGAACAGUUCGUGGACUCAAUGGACACAGAUAAGAUCGGAAUAGCCACCAAGGACGAGUACUACUACAGCACAGCGAACCUCGCCUCCGGUGCUGCCUCAACGCUGCCUCUGCCCGAGGGGGAGCACUACAGCCAUAUGAAUGACCAAGAAGACCCGUUACGUGUACCCAGCGUCGCAGUGCACAGACUCCAAGAGGUCACCAUGGAGUGGCUUCUUCAGCGGGUCAUUGAACCCCAAGACGACGGCGAAGAGUUCGUCGUACCUGAACUACCUCCAACCCUCGCAGACAAGAUAUCCUCUUACGUGUCAGACCAGGGUGCAUACGACAGAACCGCUGCUGCACUCGUCGCCAGGCUCGGGUGCCACAAGUCCGCACAGGUUAAGGGCAGCGGACAGGAACAACGGGACAACACUGAGGACAACGUACAAGAGGGACCACCGCUUGAGGAACUACUGAGACGCGGUGAGCGGUGA